Molecule: messenger RNA, 2099 nt
Organism: Phlebotomus papatasi
Lineage: Eukaryota; Metazoa; Arthropoda; Insecta; Diptera; Psychodidae
Gene: mtm
Product: myotubularin-related protein 2
Exons: 2
Coding region: 140-1966 (608 amino acids)
Biological process (GO): dephosphorylation
Molecular function (GO): phosphatidylinositol-3,5-bisphosphate 3-phosphatase activity
Source: RefSeq, a predicted model, not a curated record
GUCCCAAAAGAAAUGUAAAACAGCUGUCAAGUAAAAAUUCACUUGGGUCUUUUUAUUUGGUUUGGUUGCUCCCCAAUUCUUUCUAAAAUUUCCGCAUUGUCCUGUUUUAGAGGAGUGCAAGAAUUGUGAAUUUUUGAAGAUGGAGAAGCGUGUGUCCAAUGUGUACACCUCCUCCAAAGUGGGCAGCUCAAAUUCCGUCGAUUCUGACUACUCCAAAUCCUCUUCGUUGAAUUCCAAACAGGAAACUCUGGUCAACAAUGAGACGAGUUUUCCUCUGCUUCCGGGCGAAAAGAGGCAUGAUCUGAAAACAGAUGUUACCUACGUUUGCCCCUACAAUGGUCUGUCGAAAGGUCUGUUGACCAUUACAAAUUAUCGCUUGCACUUCCGGUCACAGCCGACGUCAGACAAGGAGAUUGCUUUUGUGGUGGAUGUACCCCUUGGGGUGGUGUCACGAGUAGAGAAGGUUGGUGGAGCUAGUUCCCGUGGUGAGAACUCCUAUGGCAUCGAUAUCUUCUGCAAGGAUAUGCGAAAUCUCAGAUUUGCCCAUAAACAGGAAAAUCACAGUCGUCGGACUGUUUUUGAGAAAUUGCAGAUGUUUGCCUUUCCGUUGGCGUACAAUGAGCGCCUCUUUGCAUUCUCGUACAAUGAGGCAUUUCCUGAGGAUGGCUGGACGGUGUAUGAGCCAGUGGCUGAGCUUAAGCGCCUGGGAGUGAAUAAUGACACAUGGAGAAUCACUCGUAUCAAUGACAGCUAUGAGAUUUGCGAUAGCUACCCAGCUGUUUGGGCAGUACCCAAUAAUGCUCCGGAUGAAUUGCUGAAGCAAGUAGCUGGUUUCCGGUCAAGGAAUCGUCUGCCAGUACUCUCGUGGAUUCAUCCACAGUCUCAGGCUACUAUAACGAGGUGCUCGCAGCCAUUGGUUGGGGUUUCGGGAAAGCGCAGUGGAGACGAUGAAAAGUACAUCAAUCUGAUUAUGGAGGCAAAUGCAAGAUCUGACAAGCUGUCCAUCAUGGAUGCCAGGCCGAGUGCCAAUGCGAUAGCCAACAAGGCCAAAGGUGGCGGGUAUGAGUCUGAGGAUGCAUACCAGAAUGUCGAGUUAAUUUUCCUGGACAUUCACAAUAUCCACGUGAUGCGAGAGAGUCUGCGAAAGCUCAAAGAAAUCUGCUUUCCGGCCACGGAUGACAAGAAAUGGCUGUCAUCUGUGGAGAGUAGCCUCUGGCUCAAGUAUAUCAAGUGUGUCCUCAGUGGAGCUGUGAGGAUUGUGGAUAAGAUUGAGAAUAUGAGUACAUCAGUUGUGGUGCAUUGUUCAGAUGGAUGGGAUAGGACGUCACAGCUCACGGCCCUGGCAAUGCUUCUCCUGGAUCCCUACUACCGCAGCCUCAAGGGUUUUGAGGUGCUGAUCGAGAAGGAGUGGCUCAGCUUCGGGCACAAGUUCCAGCAGCGCAUCGGACAUGGUGAUAGCCAUCAUUCAGACGCAGACAGAUCACCUGUCUUCCUUCAGUUCAUCGACUGUGUCUGGCAGGUGACCAAGCAGUAUCCACAUGCCUUUGAAUUCAACGAGCAUUUUCUCAUUACCAUUCUGGAUCAUCUCUAUUCCUGUCGCUUUGGCACCUUCCUCUGCAACACGGAGAGGGAGCGUGUCCAGGAGGAAUUGAAGCGUAAGACUGUAUCACUUUGGUCCUUUAUCAAUUCGACCCCGGAACAGUACAGAAAUCCACUCUAUGGUGGCUAUCCGUCGGUUAUUCAAACCAUCCUGAAGCCCGUGGCCAGUUCUAGGCACAUCCGACUGUGGAAGGGACUCUACUGUCGCUGGAAUCCCAGCAUGAGGGCUCAGGAUCCCAUUUAUCAGCGAACGAGGGAAUUGCUGGUGUUACAAGAACAACUGCAACGACAAGUGGAUGAUUGUCGCUUCGAAUCGAACGCCAAACCAAACUAUCAGCACACUAGAUUGGCCUCGCCACUUCACUGAAUUCCUCAAUGUCCUGUUAUUCAAUUUAUUAUAAACUUUUAAUCAGUUCAGAAAGCAUUUUAGUCCAAGGAAUAAUAAAGAGAGAAAUUGGAUACAAUAAAUUAGGAAAUAAAAAUAAAUGUUUUCAUUCAAA